AUGCGUUUUCCCUGGGACAUUCCAUCCUCAUCUUCCUACUACCAGCCUUGGUCCCUCUCCUUCUAUAGCACAGUGACUCAGGGCAUAAUUCACAGAUUGGUGCAUUUUGUUCCAUCUGAACACUUUGCCUUCACCAGGAUGUGCUGCCCUAAGUUGAUAAAGGUAGCCAGGAAAAUGCUGUCCCAGGAAAGGAACCCUCCUCUAAAACUGAUUGUUGAAGCAGGGCUCAUUCCCAGGCUGGUGGAGUUCCUGAAGUUUUCACCUCACCCCUGCUUGCACUUCGAGGCAGCCUGGGCUCUGACCAACAUUGCUUCCGGGACUUCAGAGCAGACUCAAGCCGUUGUGGAAGGUGGGGCCAUCCCACCUUUGGUUGAGCUCCUGUCUUCCUCCCACAUGACUGUGUGUGAAUAGGCAGUGUGGGCUCUUGGUAAUAUAGCAGAAUUCAGAGACCUCGUUAUCUCGAGCAAUGCCAUUCCACAUCUGCUGGCCCUCGUUUCAUCAACCAUACCAAUCACGUUUCUGCGGAACAUCACGUGGACCUUGUCCAACUUGUGCUGAAAAAAGAACCCUUACCCUUCUGUGAAAGCCGUGAAGCAGAUGUUGCCCGUCCUAUCCCACCUCCUGCAGCACCAAGACAGCGAGGUUCUCUCAGACACCUGCUGGGCCCUGUCCUACCUCACUGAUGGCUCCAACGAGCGCAUCGGCCAAGCGGUCGACACAGGGGUCCUGCCCAGGCUGGUCCAGCUCAUGAGCAGCUCGGAGCUCAAUCUCAAUGUCUUGACCCCGUCCCUCUGCGCCAUGGGGAACAUCAUCAUGGGAACGGAUCACCAGACCCAGGUGGCCAUCGACGCGGGCAUGCUGAACGUGUUGCCCCAGCUCCUGAUGCACCCCAAGUCCUCCAUCCAGAAGGAAGCAGCUUGGGCCUUGAGCAACGUGGCUGCAGGGCCUCGCCAGCACAUCCAGCGGCUGAUAGCUUGCGGCAUGCUGCCUCCUUUGGUGGCUCUGCUGAAAAACGGAGAAUUUAAAGUCCAGAAAGGGGCCGUUUGGACCGUCGCUAACUUCACAACUGGAGGCACCAUAGACCAGUUGAUCCAGCUUGUCCACUCUGGCGUCCUGGAGCCACUGGUGAAUCUGCUUACCAUCCAAGACACCAAAAUUGUUAUCAUCAUCCUUGAUGUUAUCUCUUUUAUCCUCCAGGCAGCAGAGAAGCUUUCAGAGAAGGAAAACCUGUGUCUUCUGAUAGAGGAAAUGGGUGGCAUUGAUAAAAUUGAGGCUUUGCAACUUCAUGAGAACCCUCAGGUUGCCCUGACUGCUUUGAACAUUAUCAAGAACCAUUUUUCUGAGGGAGAAGAAAGUGGCACAGUAUUACCAGCCCUGGACCAAGAUCAUGAAUUCUUAAACUGCUUAACAAAGCAAUACCAAGGCCCCACAACUCCUAAACCAAGGAUCAAACCCUAA
Messenger RNA from Mirounga angustirostris (Northern elephant seal), 1458 nucleotides. Its product is annotated as importin subunit alpha-8-like. The transcript is spliced from 3 exons. Gene Ontology annotation, cellular component: nucleus; cytoplasm. Gene Ontology annotation, biological process: NLS-bearing protein import into nucleus. NCBI's taxonomy places the organism in Eukaryota, Metazoa, Chordata, Mammalia, Carnivora, Phocidae. The record is from RefSeq and is a predicted model, not a curated record. Gene Ontology annotation, molecular function: nuclear import signal receptor activity; protein binding.